GAUUAAAAUUCAUUCCUCGUAUUCUCAAAACUUUUCGUUGUGUAGCACACUGCCUAAUAUCUAUCACAAUGAAUCACUUUCGCAACCUUCUUUCCCUAUUAUGGAAACCUCAGCAACCCGCUUCUUCAUCUCAGCAAUCCGUUCUUUCAACUCAGAAACCCACUCCUUCACCUCAGCAACCCACUUCUUCAUUUCAGCAAUCCAUUCUUCCACUUCAGCAAUCCACUCCCUCACCUCAACAAUCCACUCCUUCACCUCAGCAAUCCGUUCUUUCACUUCAGCAAUCCACUCCUUCACCUCAGCAAUCCGUUCUUCCACCUCGGAAACCCGCUCCUUCACCACAACGACCCGAUGCCUUAUCAUCUUCUAUUCUAAAGGAUAUACCUGUAGAAAUCCUUUUAAAUAUCACAAGCUAUCUUCCUAUAGAAUCUGCAGUAGUAUUUUCCCUCUCUUGUCUGCAUCUCAAGACACGACUUGGAAGUAGAUACUUCUUAGAAGUAACGUCCUCAACCGAACACACACUAGCACUAUUAAACCUUAUUGUCCUCGACCUACCAGACUGCGUGGCGUGUCCUUUCUGCAACCGACUACAUAAUAUGGAAAAUCUGCUCAGGUAUAGCUCUAUGACCUACAGCGCUGGAAGUACAAUAUGUCGGUACCACGCGUUGCCUUUUCCAGCUUGUGUUUCCUACGACCGGGAUAGAUCUAGUAAUAUGGUUAGUAUCUUUUUUGGUUCGACUGCGGUCAAAAUGGCUUUGAAAAGAGCGCAUCAGAAUCCCGAAUGUACGGAACUAUUGAAGAUGAUGUCCAGUUCAAGAACGAGGACGACUCACUGGGGGAAAUAUGUACGACAGUAUAGAGAAGAAUGUCGUAUUGUACAAGGACAUCUUAUGCAUCGAAUGCAAAGUGUAUUCAUCUCGCGUAGGCGUGAAAAUCUGACUGCAUUUCGAGUCCCCUUUGACACAGCGGAGGAUAUAUGCACGCAUAUCGAGGCAGAAGGACAAUGUUUCUUGAAUACUAUAGGGUCUGGGGUGAAGGGAUGUAGGAAAUGUCCCACGGAAUAUAGAGCUGAUGUUAUGUAUUGCGAAGGUCUUGGAUGGGGGAGAUUCUUCACCAGAUGGGUGGACUUAGGAUCUGAGUUGGAGGGGGAACUGUGGAGUCGACAUCUUCCACCGACAGAAGAACAGCAGACAAGAGAUCUUUUUAGGAGGAUAGUAAGCGCUAGAACUGAUAAGGUACCUCGAUAUAAAACAGAGAUUCCCCUGAUGGCUGGAUAUUUAUGUUCUGCUUUCGAGGGCGGUAGGGACUACAAAUUCGACUCACCGUUAACACCGGAGAACAAGGCCUUAUUCUUGCAAUACAGAGAGCUAUUCUGCAGGAAUUGAAACAAUUCAAGAUAACCUACAUCUAGACUUCCAGUCUGUCAGUCUAAACUAGUGUACACCUUGCUAUCACUGUUUUGACGUUCCGAAAGAAUGCACUGUUUCAACCGCGUUCGAUAUACGAAUCGACUUCGGCACAUCAAGAAGCUUAAUGGUUCAUAUCUAUGUGGGUUCUCGGAGAAGAUAUUCUGCACCUUUAUUAGCGAAUGACAUGUGCUAUUAGUCAAAAAAAAAAAAAAAAAAAAAAAAAUAGAUGUUUGCAGAGCUUGUCUUGGCUUCACCCAAAGGUCACUAGUCAUCAAAAGCUAUUCCCGAACUCUUUAGAUGAGAAGAUAUAAGCACCAAUCAUCUAUAUUUAUGGGCGCCGCUAUACAUUCUACAUUCUACAUUCUACUUCCCAUCCCACCACUCAGACUCAGGAAAAGGUAUAGAAUCUAAUCGUCACAUAAAUAUAUAAAUAUAGAGACACUCAGGCGAUUUAACACCAUCUUAACAUCCCAACCCCUCA
Messenger RNA from Botrytis cinerea B05.10, 1890 nucleotides. RefSeq lists its product as hypothetical. The record is from RefSeq and is a predicted model, not a curated record. Lineage: Eukaryota; Fungi; Ascomycota; Leotiomycetes; Helotiales; Sclerotiniaceae. Gene Ontology annotation, molecular function: protein binding. The coding region runs from base 69 to 1385 and encodes 438 amino acids. The transcript is spliced from 2 exons.